AUGCAAAUGAGCCACUGCUCAUCCGAUCCUUGCGGGCUACUUGCAAGCGUUCCAGCUGCAAAUGACUCUCUGGCGGAGUUUGUAUACGUGCUAGGCAGUGAAGAUGAGAAAGCAGACGACGAGCACGACUUCAACAUAUCCGCCGACGCUGUGGCCUGUGGGAACGGUGAGACAGAAUCCAACAACGAAGAAACAAAGGAGGAAGCCACCUCCAUAGAUGCGUUCCAGGCCCCGCAGAGCGAGCGGAAACGCAAGAGAUGCAUGAAACGCGGCCGCAGGAAAGAAUCCACCACCGAAGCGGCAGAUUUGCAGGAGGAAGAGAGAGAUGAUUUUGAGAAAGACAAAGGCGGACGUAGGAGGUCGAAGGGAGGGAACGUUCCGUGCGGCGGCGUAUUGGAUGGCAACGACUUGCCCGACCACGUGCACAAGAGGAGGACGGUGACCAGAAUGUACAAAAAGGUCACGCCGACCAACAGCGCCACCUACACUCAGCCCGACCAGACGCGCCGGGAGGAGACCAUUGCGAGGAUUGUGGAAAUGAAACUGGGCAUUGAAGGCUUCUGUUUGUGUUGCGGGAGCGACAACGUGGAGAUCUUCCACCCGCUCUUCAAGGGAGGUCUCUGCUUGCGGUGCAAACACAACUUCACCGAGACGUUGUAUCGCUACGACGAUGACGGCUAUCAGUCCUACUGCACCAUCUGCUGCUACGGCCUGGAGGUCAUCCUGUGCGGUAACGACGGCUGCUGCAGAUCCUACUGCAACGACUGCCUCAACAUUCUGGUGGGCCGCGGCACCUUUGACGCGCUCAAGGAUCUGGACCCGUGGAUUUGCUACCUGUGUCAGGACCACCGAGCCCACCGCGCCCUCCUUCCCAGAGAGGACUGGAGCAUUCGUGUCCAGCAGUUUUUUGCCAACAACAGCGCUAUGGAGUUUGAGCCCCACCGCGUUUACCCAUCCAUCCCCACUAACCUUCGAAGACCCAUCCGAGUUCUCUCACUUUUUGACGGCAUCGCAACAGGGUACCAGGUGUUGAAGGACCUCGGCUUGAAGAUCCACACGUACGUGGCCUCGGAGAUUUGUGAGGAUUCCAUCGCGGUCGGGGUCGUCAACCACGAUGGGAAGAUAAUCCACGUUGGUGACGCCCGCGACAUCACCAAGGAAUUUUUGGGGAAGUGGGGUCCUAUUGACCUGCUGAUUGGUGGAAGCCCCUGUAAUGACCUCUCCAUUGUGAACCCUAUCAGAAAAGGACUCUACGAGGGUUCGGGCAGGCUCUUCUUCGACUUCUACCGCAUCCUGCAGAUGCUCAAGCCCAAAGAAGAAGACCACCGGCCGUUCUUCUGGCUCUUCGAGAACGUCGUCUUCAUGAACACGCACGACAAAGUCAACAUCUGUCGCUUCCUCGAGUGCAACCCGGUUCUGGUGGACGCCGUCAGAGUGAGCCCCGCCCACAGAGCGCGUUACUUCUGGGGGAACAUUCCUGGAAUGAGCAGGCCCAUCACAGCCUGGCAGAGUGACAAGUUGAAUCUGCAGGACUGUUUGGAGGUCGGCAGGGAAGCCAGGGUCACCAAAGUGAGAACCAUCACCACAAACCCAAACUCGCUGAAGCAGGGAAAAAACGUCUCGCUACUUCCAGUCCUCCAUCAAGGCAAAGAAGACAACCUCUGGAUCACCGAACUUGAAAAGAUCUUCGGCUUUCCCAAACAUUACACGGACGUGAGGAACAUGAACCGACUGCAGAGGCAGAAGGUGCUGGGUAAGGCGUGGAGCGUUCCCGUCGUCCGACACCUCUUCGCCCCGCUCAAGGACUACUUUGCCUGCGAGGAGCUCACCCCCUCCAGCCCAGCCGCUGUGACAGCGUACGCGCAGCAGCUCGGCUAG
Phycodurus eques (leafy seadragon) is the source of this 1878-nucleotide messenger RNA. Its product is annotated as DNA (cytosine-5)-methyltransferase 3C-like. The transcript is spliced from 15 exons. Gene Ontology annotation, cellular component: nucleus. The record is from RefSeq and is a predicted model, not a curated record. Gene Ontology annotation, biological process: negative regulation of transcription by RNA polymerase II. Gene Ontology annotation, molecular function: DNA binding; DNA (cytosine-5-)-methyltransferase activity, acting on CpG substrates. Lineage: Eukaryota; Metazoa; Chordata; Actinopteri; Syngnathiformes; Syngnathidae. The coding region runs from base 1 to 1878 and encodes 625 amino acids.